AGAAAGUUAAUGGCUGGGGGAAAGAGAUCCUCCUCAACCCUCGCUUCGGGAGAGUUUCUGGAUUCCCUGAAGUAAAAUCACGCAAAUAUUCCGCAGGAAAGAGCCCGGACGGACGUUUAAGUCAACAAUAAUCUCGUUAAUAUACGUAUUGUGAAUAUAAGUAUGCAGGAUGCAGUAGCCGGGACGGCAAUGCUGACGGACGGCUUCGAGGACGAGAUUGACUCGGUGACUCCUCGCUCCCCAGCGGUAGGGAUGGGGGUAGGAGCGACACCAGGAGGAGUCGGACUCGGGGGCAUUGGGAUUGGUGUGGGCGGAAAGAAAGUACGUUUGUUCGGUGAGCCCGGUGGGCCUGCAACAGAAAGACUGGAUUUCAAACUAGCGGCAGCAGCCGUCCUCUCCUCGGGUCCGGGAUCCGGCAGCGACGAAGACGAGGUCUCAGAGGUGGAGUCAUUCAUCCUGGACCAGGAAGACCUAGAUAACCCCAUCAUGAAGACAGCGUCAGAGCUGCUGUUGUCCAGCGCCACAGAUGGCGUAGACUUGAGAACUGUUGACCCAGAGACACAGGCCCGCCUUGAAGCCCUGUUGGAGGCUGCAGGCAUCGGUAAACUGUCCACUGCCGAUGGUAAAGCUUUUGCAGACCCUGAGGUGCUACGGAGGCUGACAUCAUCUGUGAGUUGUGCCCUGGAUGAGGCUGCAGCAGCCCUGACCCGUAUGAGAGCUGAAAACACACUCAACGCUGGCCAAGCCGACAAUCUGGUUAUUUUCAGCCGUAGUUUAGCGGAGGCGUGCUCAGAUGGCGAUGUGAACGCAGUGCGCAAACUGCUGGAUGAGGGACGGAGCGUCAACGAACACACAGAAGAGGGAGAGAGCCUGCUGUGCCUCGCCUGCUCUGCUGGCUACUAUGAACUUGCACAGGUGUUGUUGGCCAUGCAUGCUAAUGUGGAGGACCGGGGCAUCAAAGGGGACAUCACGCCACUGAUGGCUGCUGCCAGCGGAGGUUAUGUGGACAUUGUCAAACUGCUGCUGGUUCACGGGGCAGAUGUCAACGCGCAGUCCUCCACAGGCAACACAGCUCUAACGUACGCGUGUGCUGGUGGCUUUGUGGAUGUGGUGAAGGUGCUGCUGAAGGAGGGAGCCAACAUCGAGGACCACAAUGAGAACGGACACACACCUCUAAUGGAGGCGGCCAGUGCUGGCCAUGUUGAGGUGGCCAGGGUACUGUUGGAGUAUGGUGCUGGCAUUAACACGCACUCAAACGAGUUCAAGGAGAGUGCUCUCACACUUGCCUGCUACAAAGGCCACUUGGACAUGGUGCGCUUUCUGUUAGAGGCUGGAGCAGACCAGGAGCAUAAAACAGAUGAGAUGCACACAGCACUGAUGGAGGCCUGCAUGUCCCAGGAUGGCCAUGUGGAGGUAGCACGACUGCUAUUGGACAGUGGUGCGCAGGUCAACAUGCCAGCUGACUCCUUUGAGUCGCCCCUCACCCUUGCAGCAUGCGGAGGACACGUAGAGCUGGCAGCCUUGCUCAUAGAGAGAGGAGCCAAUUUGGAGGAGGUAAAUGAUGAGGGCUACACCCCUCUGAUGGAGGCAGCCAGAGAAGGCCAUGAGGAAAUGGUUGCUCUACUUCUGGCUCAAGGUGCUAACAUCAAUGCCCAGACGGAGGAGACCCAAGAGACGGCUCUGACUCUGGCUUGUUGUGGGGGCUUUUUGGAAGUAGCAGACUUCCUCAUCAAGGCGGGGGCUGACAUUGAGCUGGGCUGCUCCACUCCUCUCAUGGAAGCUGCACAAGAGGGUCAUCUGGAGUUGGUUAAAUACCUACUAGCUGCAGGAGCAAACGUUCAUGCCACCACAGCAACCGGCGAUACUGCAUUAACGUAUGCAUGUGAGAACGGACACACUGAUGUGGCGGAUGUGCUGCUGCAGGCUGGAGCCAACCUGGAACAUGAGUCUGAAGGAGGUAGGACCCCCUUGAUGAAGGCGGCCAGAGCAGGACACCUGUGCACAGUACAGUUCCUCAUCAGCAAAGGUGCUAACGUGAACAGAGCUACAGCCAAUAAUGAUCACACAGUGGUGUCUCUGGCUUGUGCCGGUGGUCAUCUGGCCGUGGUAGAGCUGCUGCUGGCGCAUGGAGCCGAUCCUACACACAGACUUAAGGAUGGCUCGACCAUGUUGAUAGAAGCUGCUAAAGGGGGCCACACCAAUGUGGUGUCCUACCUGCUGGACUACCCCAACAACAUCCUGUCUGUCCCAGCCCCUGAUCUCUCCCAGCUCACUCCCCCCUCGCAAGAUGCCUCUCAGGUUCCUCGUGUCCCAUUCCAAGCUCUCGCCAUGGUGGUGCCCCCUCAGGAGCCAGACCGAGCCCCAUCAAACAUCGCCACACCCCCACCUGUCUCCAGCAAAGGUGUAUCCAAGCAAAGACAGGCAGCCCUCCAGCCCGGUGGUCCCAGCUCAGUGGGCCGAGGUCCUGAAGCAGAGCCUUUGCCGCCCUUCCACUUGUGCCAGCCCCUAGAGUGCAUUGUGGAGGAGACGGAGGGCAAGCUGAAUGAGCUGGGCCAGAGGAUCAGCGCCAUUGAAAAGGCCCAGCUGCAGUCGCUAGAGCUCAUUCAGGGGGAACCGCUCACCAAAGACAAGAUUGAGGAGCUCAAGAAGAGCCGAGAGGAGCAGGUGCAGAAGAAGAAGAAGAUCCUGAAGGAGCUGCAGAAGGUGGAGCGCCAGCUGCAGCUGAAGACACAGCAGCAGUUCACCAAAGAGUACAUGGAGGCGAAGGGCUUGAAGGAGGAGCAGGAGGCUGGGCAGAGCCAGGGCCCGGGCCCGGGGCCCGGUGGUGCAUCAUCUGCCCCAGGGACUCACCCCGCUACACCAGGGUCCCAACCACACACCAGCUCAGAUACAGAUGAAGAAGCCAACAGAGAUGGGGAGAAUGAGGAGCAGCCAGGAGAGGAAGGGGAAGAGGAGGAGGAAGAUGAUGAUGAGGAAGAGGAAGCUUCAGAGGAGGAGGCAGAGGGUGAAGAUAACGACUAUGCCAAGCUGCCUCAGGUGGGCACAAUCCUCUACAGGGAUGGUCAGCAGCCCCCACAGCAGCCUCCUCUGCCACCCUCGCCCCAGGCCCAGCCUCAGCCUCAGCCUCCUCCUCCGCCUCUUCAGGCUGCCUUUGUUCCCAUCCAGCCCCUGCCAGAGUACAACCCUGCAGAAUACCCAGGCAGUACCAGCCCAGAGCUGCAGAGGGUCUUGGUUGGGCAACAGAUGCUGGGGCAGCAGCAGCAGGGCCAGGGUCAGCAGUUGGCUGGGUUAGGCCCAGGUAUGCUUGCUCAGCAAGCGCCGGAUGGGCUCAUGGUGGCUACGCCUGCACAGACACUCACAGACACGCUGGACGACAUCAUGGCAGCUGUGAGCAGCCGUGUGCCCAUGCUGAACACUACAACCUCACCCACACCCCUGUCCCAGCCGCCCUCACAGACGCCUGCCAACAUCGCUUCGCCCCCCUCAGUCCUGCCCCUCUACCCCUCUGUCGACAUUGAUGCACAUACGGAGAGUAACCAUGACACUGCGCUGACGCUGGCUUGUGCAGGAGGACAUGAGGAGUUGGUGUCUGUUCUCAUUGCACGAGGAGCCAACAUUGAGCACCGGGACAAAAAAGGGUUCACCCCUCUGAUCCUGGCUGCCACUGCUGGCCAUGUGGGAGUGGUCGAAGUCCUCCUGGACAAAGGGGGCGACAUUGAGGCUCAGUCAGAGAGAACCAAAGACACGCCGCUUUCCCUGGCCUGUUCUGGAGGACGCCAGGAGGUGGUGGAGUUGCUGCUACUACGGGGCGCCAAUAAGGAACAUCGUAAUGUUUCAGACUACACACCUCUCAGUCUGGCUGCCUCUGGGGGUUACGUCAACAUCAUUAAGAUACUCCUCAAUGCCGGGGCCGAGAUAAACUCCAGGACUGGCAGUAAGCUGGGCAUCUCUCCUCUGAUGUUGGCAGCCAUGAAUGGUCACGUACCAGCAGUGAAGCUGUUGCUGGACAUGGGCUCUGACAUCAACGCCCAAAUUGAGACCAACCGCAACACGGCUCUGACCCUGGCCUGCUUCCAGGGCCGAGCUGAGGUUGUCAGUUUGCUGCUUGAUCGCAAGGCCAACGUAGAGCACCGUGCAAAGACUGGUCUGACCCCUCUCAUGGAGGCAGCUUCAGGAGGCUAUGCGGAAGUGGGCCGAGUACUGCUUGAUAAAGGCGCGGACGUCAAUGCCCCUCCUGUCCCCUCAUCCCGAGACACUGCCCUUACUAUUGCUGCCGACAAAGGCCACUACAAGUUUUGUGAGCUACUUAUCAACAGGGGUGCUCACAUUGAUGUGCGUAACAAGAAAGGGAACACGCCUCUCUGGCUGGCAGCCAACGGUGGCCAUUUUGAUGUGGUCCAGCUCUUGGUGCAUGCUAGUGCUGAUGUUGAUGCAGCCGACAACCGCAAGAUCACCCCUCUCAUGGCUGCCUUUCGCAAGGGUCAUGUGAAGGUGGUGCAGUACCUUGUCAAGGAGGUCAACCAAUUCCCAUCAGACAUCGAGUGCAUGAGAUAUAUUGCCACCAUUGCUGACAAGGAGCUGCUAAAGAAGUGCCACCAGUGCAUGGAGACCAUUGUCAAAGCCAAAGACCAGCAGGCAGCAGAGGCCAACAAGAACGCUAGCAUCCUGCUCAAGGAGCUGGACCUGGAGAAGUCAAGAGAGGAGAGCAAGAAGCAGGCCCUGGCUGCAAAGCGUGAGAAGCGCAAAGAGAAACGCAAGAAGAAGAAGGAAGAACAAAAGAGAAAGCAGGAGGAAGAGGAGGAGCAGAAAACCAAGGAUGAAGGCUUUGAGAUGCAGGAGCAGAAGGAGGACUCAGCUGAAGAAACAGAUGUUCCCAUUGAGCCUCCAAGUGCAACCACCACCACCACCAUUGGCAUUUCUGCCACCUCUACCACUUUCAGCAACGCCUUUGGUAAGAAACGAGCUAGUGUGGCCACCACCCCCAGCGCUAAUCGCAAGAGCAAAAAGAACAAGACGAAGGACUCGUCGCCCAAUGAGCCCAUCAUAUUACAGGAUCCGCAGGUGGCGCUAGCACAGCACAAGGCUGACAAGAACAAGAUCCACGGUGAGCCACGGGGUGGGGGUGGGGGAGUGACGGGUGGCAACAGCGACUCUGACCCCUUGGAUAGCACCGAUUGCGCCAGCGAGAGCAGCAGCAGCGGAGGCAAGAGUCAGGAGCUCAACUACCUCCCCGACCUCACAUCCUCCGCCUCCUCCUACUCGUCCUCUUCUUCCUCCUCCUCUUCCUCAGCCCCCUCCACGGGAGCGGCCCACUCUCAGGCCCUCCUGCCUGGCCCAGAGAAGAGACACUGCCCUCAGCUGCAAAGUGACGGCAAGGUGGACAACAAGGUCACAGUCUCCAUCUCAAAACCAACACAAAAAGCCCCAGACGCAAGCGACGCAACCCCCAGCUCCCUGCCCUCUCCAUUCAAAACCAUGUCUCUGCCUGUCACCUCUCCCAACAGUAAGCUCAGCCUCACCAGCCCCAAGAGAGGCCAGAAGAGAGAGGAGGGCUGGAAGGAGGUGGUCAGAAGAUCCAAGAAACUGUCUGUGCCAGCUUCUGUGGUGUCUCGGAUCAUGGGCCGAGGAGGCUGCAACAUCACAGCCAUCCAGGACGUGACAGGGGCUCACAUUGACGUUGAUAAACAGAAGGACAAAAAUGGAGAGAGGAUGAUAACCAUAAGAGGAGGCACAGAGUCUACAAGGCAUGCAGUCCAGCUGAUCAACGCUCUCAUCCAAGAUCCAGCCAAGGAGCUUGAGGAUCUGAUCCCACGGAACCACAUCAGAGCCCCAGGCUCUAAGACAACAUCAGCUCCUUUCCCCAGUACCACAGGGGCUACCAGUGGUUCAGUAGCUGGGCCUAAGGCCCUGAGCUCCUUGGUCACCUCUACAGGGGUUUCCUUUCAGUCCUCCUCAUCCUCGUCCUCAUCCUCCUCUCAGGCUGGGGGUAAAAUGGGGAAGGGGCUGUCAUCAGGCGUGAGACAGCCUUUCCCUGUGUCUCUGCCCCUGGCAUAUGCCCAUCCCCAGCUGGCUUUACUGGCUGCUCAGACCAUGCAUCAGAUCAGACACCCUCGUCUGCCCAUGGCCCAAUUUGGUGGCACCUUUCCUCCCGCCGCCAGCACCUGGGGACCGUUCCCUGUGCGGCCUGUGAGUCCUGGUAGUGCCAACAGCUCUCCCAAGCACAAUGGAGGGAGCAACAGCACUGGAGGCCAGACUAGAUCCAACUCUUCCACCCACAGCGAGCACAGCAACACAGCCAACUCAGGGGCCCCAGUCACCACCUCCAGCGCUCCAAACACUCACACAUCAACGGCUGCAGCCUCACCUCAUACCCCCAAUCCCACCCCAUACAAUCCCCAGACCAGUGCCCCCACCCCUUCAUCUGUCAGAAAACAGCUCUUUGCCCCUGACGCCAAGCCUGCUGGGGUCAACCCUGUGUCUAUCGCUGCCACUGUUACUAGUGGUAGCAAUGCAGUACGAGGCGCAGGAUCUCCUGCCCACCACAGCACCGCUACAACUACCCCCAACACCCCUCAGCACCCAGUCGGACCCAUCACGCAGCCCCUCAUCCAACCUCCUAAAACAGAGCCCAGUGCCCUUGCCCCUCCUGGAAAAGACAAGCCCUCUCUGCCACUAGAGAAUCAGCCUGUUUCUGUCAGUGAGAGCAUCAGCUCUGUGGGUUUCACUGCCCCUUCCAUGGCUUUACCUCCUAAACCAGAGCCCCGACAGCAGUUACCUCCCCCUCCUUCCUCUGCACCUUCCACAGAGGCUCCACCAUCACUCCUCAACCCACAGUCGAGCUCCCACCUCCCCUCAGCACCUCCUCCUGUCCUUUCACACAGUGUCGCACACCCCAACAACACCGUACCCCACUUCUCAGCCCCGGCACCCAGAGUCUCCCACCGUAUGCAGCCUCCAGGGCCUUACUAUUCCCUUCCUGAGCAGCAGCAGCAGCAACAACAGCAGCCACAGCAGCAGCAGCAACAACAGUCUGUAUUUGUGCCCCUCAAUGCUCAACAAGAACCCCCCAAACCGACCCAAACACAGGCGACCCAGCCAACAACUCUGCCUCCCCAGGCUCAAGCCCAGGCUCCUGGCUCUCUCCAGGUCUCCUCUAACCUGGGGAUGAUGAACGGUUCUCAGAUGCAGCAUGUGCCCAGUGCAGCCAAGCCUCAGCAAAUGCCCCCCAACUUCGGACCUGCAGGCCUCUUCAAUUUCAGCAGCAUCUUUGAUAACAAUAACCAGGUGGGGAACAACCAGGUGUGGGGGGCAUGCCAUCUGCCUGCUCGCUCACCUCCAGAGCAGUCCUACUCAGCCCCACCAGCCUACUUGGGCAUCGGCCAGAUGGAGAAUAUGAUGCCUCCUCCUCCCCCAGAUAGCUCCAAAGCCCCUGGCUAUCGCUCUGCCUCCCAGAGGAUGGUCAACAGCCCCAUCGCUUUGACCAGCUAUGCCACCAGUAUCUCUGGCAGUCCUGUGUAUCUGCAUGGUCAUACUGCUGUUGGCACGCCCUCAUUCAGCAGACAGCACUUUUCCCCUCACCCCUGGAGUGCCUCCACAUCAGGUGAGUCUCCUGUAGCGCCUCCAUCUACAGUGUCAUCCUCCGCCCUGUCUGCCUCGGCUGUGGCCCCUCCUCCCCAGCCAAAGCCAGGCAGCUCCACACAGCAGGACCGGAAGGUUCCUCCACCCAUCGGCACAGAGCGGCUGGCCAGGAUCCGUCAGACGGGCUCCGUCAACCCACCUCUCCUCACCACCAGCUACACAGCAUCUGUCGGACAGGGCGGCAUUUGGUCGUUUGGUGUUGGCAGUGCAUCUGAAGCCAUGUCUGGUUGGUCCCAGCCCCUGAUGAGCAGCCACAUGAUGCACCCUCAGCUGCAGGCGGAGCAGUCUGCCUUCUCUCAGCACCAGCCCAUGGAGCAGGACGACACUGGCAUCGCGAACCCUGCCAACAACUACCACCAGCCCCAGCACAUGCCCAACAGCUACAUGGACUUCCCAAAGGGAAUGCCCAUGUCCAUGUAUGGAGGAACCAUGCUGCCCCCUCAUCCUCCCAUGGCAGAGGGGCCGGGGGGACCAAUGUACAACGGCUUGCACACUGGUGACCCCGCAUGGAGCCCCAUUAUUAAAGUGGUCCCAAACAAUGCAGAUAACUCUGACCCACAACAGGUGUGGCCUGGUACCUGGGCACCUCAUGUGGGCAAUGUGCACCUGAACCACGUCAACUAGACGGCGUCGACAGCAAUCAAACGCACACAGCAUGACCCACAACGCAAACUUGAAUUACCAACUGACGAAUAAGACCGAUGUGACAAAGAAAAAAAAAAAAACCUGCAACAUGUUAACUUUAGUAGAGACCAGAGAGUGCAGAGCAGAGGUUGAAGAAUUGGAAGUUCUCUUGACACCAUUCUUUGAUGUGCCUAUCUCAAAUAUGAAAAGACGAAAUUUGGCAGGGGCUGUUAUCAGUGUCCUGAUGAUGCAAACAAACAUGCGUGAUAACCUGUUCAACAGGAUCCAUUCUCUACGUAGUUUAGCGAUUUUGACUUAAACCCACAUACACCGUUCUUGGGCUGCAGGGGGGCUCAACAAGACGUAGCUAUUUAAACUCGGCCCAGAACUAGAUGAUGAUUACCUAAAGAGAGAAAGAAAUCAGAACCUUUUAGAGUGGUAAAUACAUGUAUAAUUGUUUACAUACUAAAAAGGGUUAAAAUGAGAGUAAAUUUCAUGUCGUAUAGUGGCUCUACUUUAUGUAGCCUGUAUUAAUGUGAAAUAUUUACCUUAAUAUUCAAUAAAAAGAUUGAAAAGUA
Messenger RNA from Myripristis murdjan (pinecone soldierfish), 8840 nucleotides. It is a transcript of the gene ankhd1, whose product is annotated as ankyrin repeat and KH domain containing 1. Gene Ontology annotation, molecular function: protein binding; RNA binding. The record is from RefSeq and is a predicted model, not a curated record. The coding region runs from base 163 to 8262 and encodes 2699 amino acids. Gene Ontology annotation, biological process: innate immune response. Gene Ontology annotation, cellular component: cytoplasm. Lineage: Eukaryota; Metazoa; Chordata; Actinopteri; Holocentriformes; Holocentridae. The transcript is spliced from 39 exons.